AUGUCAGAAGGAAAACGAGUUUCGCUGCAGUCUAUUGGUCCAGCCAAGAAAGACAAAAAGUGCAAGUCAACAUCCACAACUAUCCGGUUGAAUUUGACUCUCCCCGCUAACAAUUCGGACACUUUUGCUGACUUUAAUUAUAAUACUCUGAUAUUAAACGAAAAAAAAAAGAAAGAGAGAAACAAAGAUAAGGAUGAUAAACUGAAUGGGGGGAGCACAUUAGAUCCUUAUGCAUCAGAUGAUGAAGAUAAUCUACGCCGAAUUGCUACUAGUUUUGAAUCCAAAUAUGGUACACCUAAAAAAAAGUGUCGUCGUUUAGAAGACUACACAGAACUUGGAACAGGAUAUGAUGAAAGUGACUCAUUUAUUGACAAUACUGAUGCUUAUGAUGAGGUAGUGCCUGAAGAUCAAACUCCAGAAUUGGAUGGAUUUUACAUCAACAAAGGUCAUUUGAUUUUAAAACGAGUUGAUGGACGCUCCUCUUCAGACCACUCUGAUUCCGAAGAGAGUGAAGGACCCCAGAAUAUAAAAAGCCACAAGCGGCCGUUGUCAUCCGAAAGUGAAUCUGGUAGUUCAGAGUCUUCAGAUGACUCUGAUGACAGUGAUGACAGUGAAGAUUCUGAAGAGGAUGAUGAUGAAGAAGAAGCAGAUACGGAAAUACCAAAAGAAACCAAAUCUAAUCCUAAAGAAGUUAAAGAAGAAAAAAGCAAUGGCCAUGGUAGCAUUCCUGCCUCCAAGAAACCCAAACUUUUGGACACAUCCUCUAAGAAAGUGAAGAAUAAAGCUAUUUGCGGAGUCUUCCUUAAGAAGGCAGUGAGUGAAAGGGAACACAAUGAAAAACGGCUUAAACAUGAUAUGUUUGAAAUGGCAUCCACUGAAAAACGUGUCAGCAACAAUAUCAGUGUUAAGACUCAAAGCGAAAAGCACUGUAACUUGGAGAGCGAUGUUAAACCAAUAAGCACCAUUGAUGCAGCCAUAGAAGCUGUGGCUCGGGGUGAGGAUUCAAAAGAGAGUGGUAUAGCAGAAUCCAAAUCUCACUCAGGUUCUUCUGAUGAAUCUGGCUCUGAUGAAAAUGGAAAAGUAAAUGGUCAAUCAAACGGUGCAAUGAGAGUUGCACCUCCUUUACCAUCAGACCUCCCACCUAAUGUUAUGUCUGUAAUAUCUGCUCUCAAGGAAGUGGCUGUUAAAAAUUCUAGCCUAAACAAAAAUAAUUUCUUUACUUCAGAGAUCAAUGCAUUGUUGUUGAAAUUUGAAAAAUUCUUGCGAUUCGUUCCAAGAGAAAAGAAGGCUGGCAUCUAUGAACACCUUGAAUUUUACUUACCUUGUCGUAAGGAGACUUUAAUAAAAAGGGGCAAAGCAUUACUUAUUGAAGGUGUUGAGAAGGGUUACAAAGAGCCACUUUUAAGAUUAAAAAUAGGAAUAACUAAUCUGAUGCCAAAUGCAAUGGAGAGAUAUCAGUCAAUGUGUAGAAAGUACGAAAGCCUUGAGUCAUCAGCUGACCCUACAGAUGCCUCUAAACCCGCUGACAAAACCAAAACACCCCGUAGAAGGUUCCCUUGGACUGAUGAAUUGAAGGAUGUCUUUGUUCGUGCUGUGAGGAAGCGUAAGGUUUACUUUGGAACAGUAAAACAGAAAGAUGAGGUAUGGGAAGACCAUCUUCGUGAAUUUUUGAAGAAUGAGCUCGUUCCAAUGUGGGAACCUGGAUGGAUGAAGUUAGCCAGUCUACUUGAUAUCAUUUCCAAAAUUUCUCCUGACCUUCUUCAGUUCAAACCGCCAUCAAUGAACUCUGAUGACCUGAAGAAAAACCUCGUUUGCCCAACCAAAAAACCAGCGAUAAAGGUUAAACAAAGCUGCGAUGAUAUGAAAGUGGAAACUUCAGCAAAGAAAAUGAGCUCAUCACCCAUUAAUAUUUCUGGGAAUUCCAAACCUUUGCAAAGUGUGAAUCAUCAGCAGGCCUUCAUUAAUACUCAGCAGGUUUCAUCUAGUGAAGUUGGUGUCAAACAUGAAGUACCUGUGAAUAGCUCUCGGACUGCUUCAAGUGUGAGUUUGAUGCAAUCAAGCAUUUUUCCCUCUUCUAACCAAACAAAUGCUUUGGACUUAUUAGGUAAUGAAAUAGCUGAAACUCUACGAACAUCUCUUGCUAAUAGUUUAGUAAGUGUAACUCCAGUUCAGAGUUCAAGCUCACACUUAAGUCAGAGCAACAUACAUAGUUCUAUUUCAUCUAGGAAGUCACUUGGUAGUAGUGUUGAUAUUAUCAAUCUCAAAACUAAUGGGAUUGAUUCAAGCAUUGAAGUGGUCCCGAAGAAACGUUCGCCUGCUGCACCAAGUGCUACACAAAGUGGCCAACACAAUCCUAGUGUAGUACAACCUUUAAAUAUGGAUUUGCAGUUUUUGCCUAAAUCGCAAUCAGCUUCUAUAUCUAUUGCAUCACCCACUCAAACGACCCAACAGUUACCCUAUCAUUCAUCUACGUCACACAACCAAAUUAAGGUGUCCAGUGUAUCAGCGAUUAAUUUGAAGCUUAGUGGCCCCCAAUCUCAAGCUCAGUCACAUCCUUCAUCCAAUAAGCCAAAUAUGGCUCAGCCUCCAUCGACUAAAGCAAAUAUGGCUCCACCCUCAAGUAAGGCAAAUAUGACUCAGCCUCAAUUUAAUAAGUCAAAUAUGACUCAGCCUCCAUUGAGUAAGGCAAAUAUGACUCUGCCUCCACCAAGUAAGGCAACUAUGUCUCAAACUCCAUUAAAUAUGACAAAUAUGCCUCAACCUCCAUCUAGUAAGUCAAAUUUGGCUCAACUUCCAAUCAACAAGACAAAUCUGGCUCAACCUCCAUCAAGUAAGGCAAACAUAUCUGGUAAAUCAAGCAUGCCUCAGCCUACAUCCUGCAAGACAAGUAUGUCUCAGCCGCCAUCAAGUAAGGCCAGUCUAUCACAGCCUUUAAAGAGCAACAACCAUCUAAUGUCUGGACAUCAAGGCACAGGAUCAUUUAGUGGCCAGUCUGUUAUUUCUCACGGAUUGGAGCCUACCAGCCUUGUAGUCAGCUCAAGCCUGACCAUUACUCCCGUGAGACCAAGCUCUAGCAACGCCUACUAUCAACCGGCCAAAACUCAAGGACAUUCAACUAUUCAAAGCAGCAUCUCUUCAAUAGUUUCUCAUGGGAACCCCAAUGUUCGAAGUGAAGUGAUAGUGACUCCCAGUAGUAGCUCUAGUAUGCCUCAUAUUAAGAGCACCAAUGCCAACUUCAGUGUCAGCAGUGCUGGCAGUGUUUCAUCUAGCAGUAGUUAUACGAGCCCACUGUCCAGUGUCAACAACUUUUCUCCAUCGUAUAGUGGUAGUGUUAAUAACUUUACAAACUCUCGUGGUGGUGGUGGUGGAAAUGCCUACCAGAACACACAUGUAACUGGUGGCAAUGGUUUUUCUAGUUCAUUAUCAAGUUCUGAUACCAGUGUACGGACACACCGAACAGUGGCUAAUGACGCCUCCAUAUCUAGAAACCAUAGUGCUGACAAGAGUGUCUAUUCUCAAUCCUCAAGAAACCAGGUGCCUGAUAAAGCUCCCCACAUGUGGUCAGCACCUGGCCCAUUGGAUGUUUCAAGAAGUCCCUCGUCCUCACCAAUUUCUGUUAAAGCUGUGACCCCUUCACCAGAAAAAGCCAUGGUCAGCAGAAAGGAUCGAAUUCUCCAAGAAACUAGAGAAAGACCAGGAAAUGAUCCUAUGAUGCCAACAUUAAGUGGUCCUUACCGAAAUAGUAUUACCACAAGUGAUGCAAGUAAUACUGCAAGGAAUCUAUCACAGGCAAAAGCAUCAUCUCAAAGCCUCCCUUGGGACGACGAGCUGUUUAUUCUAGAAGAUUUUUUGAAGAUGUCUUCUCAAUCUUCCUCCACACCUCAGAAUACACACAAGGUUUCUACUGCUACCAUGGACAGUUACAAACACCCUCUUUCAGUUUUGGAAUCACAGAGAUGUGACAAUAUUCCAAAUAAAUCUCCUCUUCUUGAUCCUCCAAGGCCCAAAAACUUAACUGUCCCCACCCCUUCAGAUCAACAAAGAGCCAAUGUUGUCAUGCACACUCCCUAUGCACACAAUUCAUCCAAGUCCAGCUCUUUGGGUUUCAUGCAACACCCACGUGACCAGCCUAGGAGUAAUGCCAUAAUAUCGAAUCAUGUUGCUCGUGACUUGUCAAGACCCAGCUCAACAAAGUCCUCAUCUAACCCUGACUCUCAGAGAGCCAAUGUUGUGAUGGCAACCCCUCAUUUUCAAGAAUCGUUAAGAGCCAGUUCUCUGAAGGACGAAAUGAAUGACAUUUUAGCAGGAAUUCCCACCCAAAUGAUUUCUCGAACCGACCAUUACACCAUCACCAAUUCUAUGGCUGCCCAUAAUGCCAAGAGAAAGAGCAUAUCAGAAAUUUCUGACCAAGAUUCAGACGUGGCCAUUGGUUCCACAACUUCAAUGCGAAGUGACCCAAAGAAUUUGGCAAGUCAAGAAGAAUCUCGUCAAAAAGCACAUGACCUUGCAAUGAGGGGAAUUUUGAUGAGCCGUACAAACUGUGACGACAAUUACAGUGAUGAUGCUUGGGGUGCAGCACCAGUGAAGAAGACUGGUUCUAAUAAGUCAUCAAAUGACAUCUCAGACCAGAGACUGGGUGGAAUGGGCCCUCUAUCGUCACCAUUGAGCAUGACUGGGUUAGAUGAUAUGGGCUUGGGAUUGCCAUCUCACUUACUUGGGUAUCAAAAUGACUACCAGCGGCAUCUCUAUGGAAGCUCAUCAAAGACAACAGGGCCAAAUGACAACCGUCCGUUGUAGAAGACUGUUAAUCUGAUAGAAUCAUCCUCCAGCUACUUCUCUUAUUGUUUAUUACAGUCAGACGCCUCUAUUUAUGCCUGGAUCUUUAUGUUCCUCAAUCACAGUAAUGUGCCUUUCUGUAGCUCAGUCAAGUUUUGGUUUAUAGGGAUUAGUAUCAUGUAGAACAUUCUCGUUAAGAACUGUCUUGAGUUAGCUGUUUAAAAUAAUGCUUCUUUAGUCAUUUUCUCAUCCCAUGUUAGCUAUUGUAUGUAUAUUAUCACUUAAUCCUUGUACUUUUGCUGUCUCUUAAAGAGAGGCCUUAAUAUGUGUUCAUUAUUUUUCACCUCAUAUUUAUCAACUCAAUCCUAUGGUUUUUGCUGCCUAAUAAAGGCACCUUGAAAUCAUUCACUUCCCCCUUCUGCUGCCCUUUUUGCUCUUACCAACAGAUUCCAGCUCAUUUUAAUGUUUAAGUGGCAUUUGUUUAAAAGACUAACAUUGACAGAUUUUAUCCGAUUGAAGGAAGGGGAGAAGUUUUUUAAAUUAUUAGUUUUUGUAAUAAAAUGUUGCUCAAAUGUAAAACUAAAAUGUCUUCAACCUUCAGGUCAUGAAACUAGACAUGUGUCUACAGAUUUCCCUUUUUCAUGUUUGCAACUAUCACUAGUCACAAGAGGGUAUUCACCAACCAUCUGCAAGGAGCUGGAUUUCCAAAUUUGUUGUACAACAAUUUAGCAAGUGUCUUUAAUUAAUUUUGACUCAUUUGUCUCCCAUAGAAACAUUAAGACUUUGUUUCUCAUUGUAACUCUAUGGGUGGUUGUGUUAUUUACUUAUUGUUGGCAAUGCAACUAAAAUUAGGUAACGACUAAAUUUUAUAAUUUUGAUCUCUUGGAACCUACUUUAUGCAUUAUGAAUGUGAGUGAGAGAGAUACUAUUGAAGACUUGCAUUGAUCCUUGGUUUCUCUGGGCCAGUAGUAUAACAAAACUUAAUGUGAUAAGCUGAUCCAAUUUGUAAGUGUAGUGUGAGAGGGCCUGCUUCAUUUUGCAAGUUAACAUUCCAUCUUAAAUUGUGAACUAUUGAAUUUCAGAGUUCUUGGAUAUACUAAUGUAAUGUAUGGAAAACAACUUGCACAGGGGCCUUUUUUGAAUGGAAGACUAUGAAUGAAUGAAUAAAUGAUUGUAUGUAUGUAAGUUAUCAAGUGCAUGUAAAUUUUGUAUGGAUGUUUGUAAAUAGUCCUGUUAACACAAGUUUAAAUGAAGUCACAUUUCAAUAUUUUGUUAUUAAUUUUCGUUGUUUCCUUUCUACUUCUUUCAAAAUGUAAACAGCUGUGAUUUAUGAAAUGUGCUUUUUAAAACUGCCAUGUGUUUGCCAAAUACAUAUUGUGUGGAAAAGUA
Messenger RNA from Thrips palmi, 6165 nucleotides. It is a transcript of the gene yem, whose product is annotated as yemanuclein. The record is from RefSeq and is a predicted model, not a curated record. The transcript is spliced from 19 exons. Bases 1 to 4797 code for a protein of 1598 amino acids. Lineage: Eukaryota; Metazoa; Arthropoda; Insecta; Thysanoptera; Thripidae. Gene Ontology annotation, cellular component: nucleus.